Camellia sinensis is the source of this 1212-nucleotide messenger RNA. The record is from RefSeq and is a predicted model, not a curated record. NCBI's taxonomy places the organism in Eukaryota, Viridiplantae, Streptophyta, Magnoliopsida, Ericales, Theaceae.
AUGAUUGAUGAUGAUUCUAAUUUUCAGAAUAUGUUGUCGCUUGUUUAUCCCCUUGGUGUUGACCAGGUUGAUGUGACUAUUACUGAAAUGGGCAUUUCAAAUGAAAAACAUGGAGUUAGAGAAUCAAGGGACGCUACUGGAUCCAACAUUACUAAUGAUGAAAUGGAUUUACUCCCUAUGUUUUGUCAACAUGAAGAAAGGACUUUGUUGUCUUGUGGAUGGGUGAAUGGAAUUACUCAUGUAGGUCAAAGAUUUAUUGGAGGUGCAAAGGAUUUCCGGACUGCAUUAUGUAAAUAUGCCAUUGAGAUAGGAUUUGAGUUUGUGUAUGCGAAGAAUGAGAAGUGUCGGGUCACUGCUGUGUGUUUAAUGCGGGAGUCGAAAGCUUGUUUAUGGCGAGUACAUGCAUCUCUAGAAAGUGCUAAUAAUUUUUUCUACAUUAGGACUCUACAUGAUGAGCAUACUUGUGGAGCUGCAGUUCGCACUUCUAAAAACUCAAGGAUGAGUUCAAAUUUGGUUGCAAGUUUGAUCGUUAAUGAAGUUUGUGGGAAUCCCCAAACUCAUCCAAUUGAUGUUGUGCGUCAAUUUACAGAUCAAUACGGGCCCACUAUUACGUACAAUCACGCUUGGUUAGGAGUUGAGAAAGCUAGGACUACUACUUUUGGAGAUUUCUCUAUGUCUUAUGAUGAGAUUCGAUGGUAUAUGGAUAUUGUGAUGAACACAAAUCCUGGUAGCUAUUUGCGUCUUGACUAUAACCAUCAUAGUGGACGGUUCAAGAGGUUUUUUGUUGCAUUUAAUGCUUCCAUUCAAGGGUUUAGGCAUUGUCGUCCUCUAUUGUUUAUUGAUGAAACUUUUCUGAAGGGGAAAUAUAAGGGCACCUUGUUAAAAGCUACAGUGAAUGAUGGGGAUCAAGGUUUUUUCCCUCUUGCAAUGGCAAUUGUCGAUACAGAGACUACAGACAGUUGGGACUGGUUUUUUAUGCAUUCGUCGAAUAUAUUAUUGGAUGAAAGACCAAUUACCUUCAUAUCUGAUUGGAACGCUGGACUUUUGGAGGCUUUACCCAAGGUUUUACCUACUGCUUACCAUUAUUUUUGUCUCCAACACUUGAAGGCCAAUUUGAAAGAUAGGUUCUCUGGUCCAAGUUUCAGCAAUACUUUCAGGAGUAUAAUAGUUUUUUUGUUUUCUUUGUGUGCUUACGCUCCGACAGUGGGAUGA